Molecule: messenger RNA, 8736 nt
Organism: Pyricularia oryzae 70-15
Lineage: Eukaryota; Fungi; Ascomycota; Sordariomycetes; Magnaporthales; Pyriculariaceae
Product: polyketide synthase
Exons: 12
Coding region: 1-8736 (2911 amino acids)
Biological process (GO): secondary metabolite biosynthetic process; fatty acid biosynthetic process
Molecular function (GO): 3-oxoacyl-[acyl-carrier-protein] synthase activity; phosphopantetheine binding; fatty acid synthase activity
Source: RefSeq, a predicted model, not a curated record
AUGACCCCAGAACCCAUCGCCAUAAUCGGCAGCGCAUGCCGCUUCCCAGGCGACCUGUCCACACCCUCUGACCUCUGGGACUUUCUCCAGAGCCCGCGCGACCUGCAGACCGAGGUCCCCAAGGACCGCUUCAACGCCGAUGCCUUCCACCACGCGGACGGCAGCCACCACGGCCGCACCAACGCGAGGCACGGCUACUUUUUAAACAACGUCAAGACGUUUGAUGCACAAUUCUUCGGCGUCCAGGCCGGCGAGGCCGAGAGCAUGGACCCCCAACAACGGCAGCUGCUCGAGGCCACGUACGACGCGCUCUGCGCCGCCGGCCAGACGCUGGGCGCGCUAAAGGGCUCCGACACGGCCGUGUACGUCGGCAUCAUGACGCACGAUUUCGAGCUCACAAAGGUCGGCGAUCUCGAUGCCAUCCCGACGUACCUGGCCACGGGUGCCGCGACGAGCAUUGCCAGCAAUCGGUUGAGUUAUUUCUUUGACUGGCAUGGACCUAGUAUGACCAUCGACACGGCCUGCAGCUCGUCUCUAGUUGCAGUCCACCACGCCGUGCAGCAGCUGAGGUCAGGCACGAGCAGAGUCGCAGUCGCGGCCGGUGCGAAUUUGAUGCUGUCGCCAUUAAACUUUAUCACGGAAAGCAAACUAUCCAUGCUUUCACCCACAGGGCGGUCACGCAUGUGGGAUGCUGGAGCGGAUGGAUACGCACGAGGAGAGGGAAUCGCGUGCGUCGUGCUCAAAACCCUCUCCCAGGCCCUCGCAGACGGCGAUACGAUCGAGGCCCUGAUCCGCGAGACGGGCGUCGGCCAGGACGGCCGCACUACCGGAAUCACCAUGCCCAGCAACGUCGCGCAAGCAUCGCUCAUCAAGGCGACAUAUGCGCGGGCCGGGCUGGACCUGAAUGAGCCGCAAGGCAGGCCGCAGUUUUUUGAAGCCCACGGAACCGGAACGCCGGCAGGCGACCCGCAAGAAGCAGAGGCCAUCUCCAAAGCCUUCUUCUCCAGCGGGCAGGACAUGCAGGAUCUGUACGUCGGCUCCAUCAAAACGGUCAUCGGGCACACAGAAGGCACGGCCGGCAUCGCCGGGCUGCUGAAAUGCAGCCUUGCCGUGCAGAACGGCAUCGUGCCACCCAACAUGCUGCUGCAAAAACUCAGUCCGCGCGUUGAGCCCUUCACAAAGCACCUGAGGGUGCCAAGGGAGGCGACGCCGUGGCCGGCUGUCCAGGAGGGCCAGCCGAGGAGGGCGAGUGUCAACUCUUUUGGCUUCGGCGGGACAAACGCACAUGCCAUCGUGGAACAAUACAUACCGUCCGCCGCCACACCCACACCCCGCACCGCCACCACCACCUCCGCCAACGUCCUGCCGCUGGUCUUCUCAGCCCGCACCAAGCGCUCGCUAAAGUCGAGCAUGGCCAGCAUCCUCUCCCUCGCCAAGACGGACCCGUCGCUCAGCGUCACAGACCUGGCCUACACGCUGCUGCAGAAGCGCACCGUCCUGCCGCUGCGCCACGCCGUCGCCGCCGCGGACCUGCCGGGCCUCGUCCGCGCCCUCGAGGCCGCCGGCAAGGAGGACGUCGGGGUCGAGCACACACCCAAAAACAGCUCGCCGCGCAUCCUCGGCGUCUUCACGGGCCAGGGCGCGCAGUGGCCCGCCAUGAUGAAGCAGCUCGUGGUGCGCGUGCCGUCGGCGGCCCGCAUCGUCGCCGAGCUCGACGUCAGCCUGCAGACGCUGCCCAAGCAGUAUCGCCCCGGCUGGACGCUGAUGGAGCAGCUGAUGCGCGAGGGCGACGAGUCCAACGUGCGCCUCGCCGCCUACUCGCAGCCGCUGUGCGCCGCCGUCCAGAUCGUCCUGGUGCGGCUGCUCGCGGCGGCCGGCGUCGCCUUUGACGCCAUCGUCGGUCACAGCUCCGGCGAGAUCGGCUGCGCCUUUGCGGCCGGCUACGUCUCUGCCGCCCAGGCCAUCCGCAUCGCCUACCUGCGUGGCUUCACCAGCGUCCACGCCGGACAGGACGGCGCCAUGCUGGCGGCCGGCAUGUCGUUGGACGACGCAAAGGACCUGGUCGAGCUGGAGGACUUUGCGGGCAAGGUGUGCAUCGCCGCGUGCAACUCGCCCGACAGCGUCACUCUAUCAGGCGACCUGGACGCCCUGGAAGCAGUCGUCGAGAUCCUGCAGGACGAAGGCAAGUUCGCCAGGUUGUUGCGCGUGGACAAGGCCUACCACUCCCACCACAUGCUCCCCUGUUCGGAACCGUACAUCGCCGCCCUGGAGGAGUGCGGCUGCGCCACGCCGGACGGCCAGGGCAACGGGGUCAAGUGGUACUCGUCCGUGCACGAAGGGCGGACCAUGGCGGCGGAGCACGUCACGGCGCGAUACUGGUCCGACAACUUGGUGUCGCCGGUGCUUUUCCGCCAGGCCUUGGAGCAGGCCGGGCUCGAAAACACCUUUGACGCGGCCGUCGAGGUCGGUCCGCACCCGACGCUCAAAGCGCCUGCCACCAACACCCUGGCGGCGGUCGGGGCCGAGGACCUGCCCUACACCGGAUGUCUGCAGCGCGGCGGAGACGACGUUGCCGCGCUGGGCGACUGCCUCGGCUACCUGUGGGAGCGCUUCGGCGCCCAGGGUGCCGUCGACGCUGCCAAAUUUGUCGAAGACGUGCACGGCACCAAACCCGUCGACCUGUCCAAGCGUCUCCCGACUUAUAGCUGGGAUCAUUCGAGGGUAUACUGGGCCGAAUCUCGAGCCACGCAGGCGGCGCUGCAUGGACCCCGCCCGCACCUGAUUCUGGGGACCUUGUUGCCCAGCAGUACGGCCACCAGGCUGCAGUGGCGCAACUUUAUCCGCCCGCGCGACCACGAGUGGAUGCAGGGCCACGAGCUGCAGAACCAGGCCGUGUUCCCCGCUGCCGGUUACGUGAUCCUGGCCAUGGAGGGUGCGCUGCACAUUGCUGGCGAUAAGCCCAUCGGGCUGGUGGAGGUGUUGGAUUUGACCAUCGACAAGGCCGUCACGUUCGACGACGCCGACGACAUGGCCGAGUUGACGCUUACUGCAAACAUCACCUCGACCACCACGGAGCAGAUCGAGAUGGACUUUGUGAUCGCGUCCUGCCUAUCCCGCGAGAACAGUCUAUCCGUCUCGGCGCAGGGCAAAAUCGUCGUGACGCUCUCGGAUCCCGUGUCGCUGCCGGCGCCCGGCCCGGCGCCGCCGCACGCCAACCCGGUCGACAUCAAGCUCUUCUACAAGGAGCUCGACUCGGUCGGCUACAGCUACAGCGGCAACUACCGCUGCAUAUACAGCAUGGAGCGCAGCACGGCGCGCGCGGCGGGCCAGAUGGCGCACCAGCGGCUGGCCGACGGCGCGCACCCUCUGGUGCUGCACCCCGCCAACCUGGACCUGGCCUUCCAGACCGUCAUGGCCGCCUACUCGUCGCCCGGCGACAAGCGGCUGCGCUCCAUCUACGUGCCCGUCGGCGUCGACAGGAUCGCGCUGGUGCCUCGCGUCUGCGCCGACACGCUGGACGGGCUCGAGGGCGUGCGGUACAACGCCCUCAACACCUACGACGGGGGCGACCGCCUGUCUGGCGACGUCGAGGUCUUUGACAAGGCCAGCGGUGCCGUCCUGUACACGGUCGAGGGCAUGCACCUCAAGCCGCUGGCGCAGCCCUCCGACGCCGAGGAGCACCGGCCCUUCACCAAGACGGUGUGGGGUCCGUUGGACGCGGAUAAGAUUCUGGACAUCGAGAGGCUUUGGGCCACCGACCAGGACAAGCACGUCAUUCCGAUCAUCGAACGCUGCGUGUACUAUUUUGUGCGCCAGUUCCUGAAGGAAUGCACCGAAGAGGACCGCAAGAAUGCCAGCUUGGGCAACCAGCGGUAUAUCGCCUGGCACGAACACGUGGUCAAGAUUGCGCGCGAGGGCAAGCACCUCUUCUACCAGCCAGAGUGGGAGGAGGACACUGACGAAAUCAUCAACAAAUUGCUCGAAGAGAACUGGUACCACCCCCACCUGCGAUUGGCCAAGCUGGUCAGCGAGAAUUGCUUGUCGACGAUCCGCGAAAACAAGAACCCCUUCAUCUGGAUGGACGAAAACGGGCUCUUGACCGAAUUCUACACAAGCUAUCUGACCAGUGGUCCCACAUGGGAAUACGGUCAGCAUUUGAUAGAGCAAAUUGCCCACCGCUUCCAAAACAUGGACAUUCUCGAAAUUGGUGGUGGAACCGGAUCUGCCACAAAGUCCAUCCUGGCCAUCCCAGAGCUCGGCUUCAACAGCUACACCUUUACCGACAUUUCGGCCGCCUUUUUCGAAAAGGCCAAGGAAAAGUUUGCCCCUUUCCUCGACCGCAUGGACUUUCGCAAGCUGGACAUCACAAAGCCCCCGGCCGAGCAGGGUUUCAAAACUCACGCCUACGACUUGAUCGUCGCCUCGUCCGUGCUGCACGCCACGCCCUGCCUGGCCGAGACCAUGGCCAACGCGCGCACGCUGCUCAAGCCCGGCGGGCACGUCGUCAUCUGCGAGGCCACCAACAAGGACCACAUGCGCGUGGGGUACCUGUUUGGUUCCUUCACGGACUGGUGGGCCGGCUACGACGAGGGCCGCACGCUGGACCCCUUUGCCACGCGGGAGGAGUGGGAUGCCAUCUUCAAAAAGACGGGCUUCAGCGGCAUCGACAGCAUCACCACCGACCGCGAAACCCACCUCUUCCCCAACACCCUGCUCAGCACGCAUGCCAUCACGCCCGAGCAGCUGCGCCUCGAUGCGCCGCUUUCGGCGCCCGUCAAGCCCGAGCAGCCGCAGCUGGUCGUGGUCGGCGGCGGCGAAAAGUCGGCCCCGAUCCUCGCCCAGAUCCGCGAGCUGCUGCCGCACCGCACCCCCGUCGUCGUGCCCAGCCUCGUCGACCUGCCGGACCUGCAGUCCAAGGCGACCUACGUGGUGCUGUCCGAGCUCGACGCCCCCGUCUUUGAGGGCCUGAGCGACGCCAAGCUCGCCGGUCUCAAGAAGCUCUUCUUCGGCUCCUCGGCCGCCGUGCUCUGGCUGACCGAGGACGCCUGGGUGUCCAACCCCGUCCAGGCCAUGGGCAUCGGCACCCUGCGCACGGUGCGUCUCGAGAACCCAGACGUGCCCUUCCAGUCGCUCGACGUCGACAGGCUGGCCGAGCUGGACUGCAAGUUCCUCGUCGAGCAGAUCCUCCGGCUCGAGGAGGGCCUGCCCGAGAACGCCACCUGGACGCUGGAGCCCGAGAUCUGCGUCGUCAACGGCCGCCCGUACAUUCCACGUAUCAAGCAGGACAUGACGAGAAACAACCGCAUGAACUCGACGCGCCGCCCGAUCCUCACAGAAGUCGACGCUGCCGCCGUCCCCGUCGUGCUGCGCGACAGGGAGCUGGUCACGGCCGCGACGUCCCGCCCGCUGGGCGUGCCCCUGGACGCAACCAAGGUGACGGUGCAGGUCCACCACUCCACCGCCAAGGCGAUCCGGGUCUGCGGGCUGGGCUACCUGCACGUGGUCACCGGCACGACGGCCGAGGGCGCCGUGCUCGCCCUGUCGGAGUCCAACGCGUCCGUCGUCACCGUGCCCGCCAAGCAGACUUUCCCCAUCAAGGAUACCACUGCCGCAACGCUGUCGUCGGCGGUGGCGGCGCUCGUCGCACAGAGCAUCGUCGAGGCGCCAAAGGGCUCGUCCGUGCUGGUCUACGCGGCGCCGGCUUUCUGCGUCGACGCCGUCAAGCAGCUCGCCGAGGCCAGGGGCGUAAACGUGCACCUUGCCGGCACCGACUCCUCUAUCCCUGGCAGCAUCGUCCUCCACCCGCGGGACACGAGCCGCGCGCUGAAGCAGAAGCUUCCGGCUGGAAUCGCCUCGCUGUACGACCUGUCCGCCGACGCGUCUGCCAACUCCCUGGGGCAGCGCCUCGUCAGCAUCACCGGGUGUGCGGCCCGGGACGCUGAGUAUAUCGCCCGUGACAGCGCCAGCACAGUCGUCUUCACCGAGUCGCUGGAGGCCGCCCAGCUGCAGCUCGUUGCAGACUGCAUCAGCAAGGCACCGCCCGUCGUCGCUAGCGCCACCAUCACCAGUCCCGCCGACGUCGCCCACCGGGCGCUCGACACGGUCAUCGACUGGCAGGCCACGCCCAAGCUUCCGGCGCGGGUCAGCCCCGUGGACAACGGCACGCUGUUUGUGGACAACAAGACGUACCUGCUGGUUGGUCUAUCGCAGUCCAUGGGCCGCAGCAUCGCGAGCUGGAUCAUCAAACACGGCGGACGUCACGUCGUCUUGUCCAGCAGAAACCCCGAAGCCCCUGAAGCUGAAUGGUUGAGCGAGAUGACGCGGUUGGGCGGGCAGAUAACCGUUCUUGCCAUGGAUGCAUCAAAGGCUGAAUCUGUAGAUGCAGGCUUGGCCAAGCUCAAAGACGAAUUUGGACUGCCACCCGUCGGAGGCAUCGCCUAUGGGCCACUGGUGCUCCGGGAUGCACUGCUGAACAACAUGGACUUGGAAACCAUGGAAAUAGUACUCAGGUCCAAGGUUCCCGGUGCCAAGAUCUUCCACGACCGGUUCAACGAUCCAAAGACAAACCCCCUGGACUUUUUCGUCAUGUUUUCCAGUGCUGCUCUGUUUGGUGGAAACCCAGGGCAAGCCAACUAUACUGCAGCGAACGCGUACUUGCAAUCGCUUGGGCAGUACAGACGAAGCAAGGGUCUUGCUGCCUCCACUAUCCAUAUCGGUGCCGUCAUGGGUAUCGGCUACUUAACUCGCAAUGCACGAGAGGCAGAGUUCCAGGAAAAGUCCGACGUCGACACCCUCGGUGAAGCCGAAUUCUUGAGCUUGUUUGCAGAGGCCGUCGUUUCGGGUCGCAAGGUCGAUGGCGUCGACGGCGUCAGUGCCAAGUCAGUUAUCGACAUGUCCGAGAUCGAGAUUGGUAGCGGUAUUCCCGCCUUUGAAUCCCGUCACAAGGACACUAUCAAAUUCUACCACGACCCUCGAUUCGGCAACCUCAAGACGCCUGAGCAGAGAGGCGAUAGUGCGGACGCUGGUGGCAGCAGGCUGAGUGUGAAGGAAUUGCUCGCUGCUGCGACGACCAUGGAGGAGGUUCAGGAUAUUAUCAGCCAAACCCUGUCCGAGAAAAUGCGCGGCGUGCUUCACAUUCCACCCGAGGAGAGCGUCAACGCAUCUGCGCCAUUGCUUGACCAGGGCAUCGAUUCGCUGGGUGCCAUCACCGUGGCUUCUUGGUUCUCCAAGCAACUGCUGGUCGAAAUCCCAAUCCUACGCGUCUUGUCCGGUGCCUCCAUCGAAGAACUGGCAGCCGAGGGCGCGUCACGCCUGUCGCCCGCCGCCAUCCCCCUCGUUGCAGAUGCCCAAGGUCCCACCGCACCGUCCGAGAGCGGCGCCUCCUCGUCAGAGGACCCCCAGUCGGGUGCCCUGACCCCGCUGACUCCCAUGGUCCAGUCGGACAAGGCCGAAAAGAUCCUCGACGGCGUGCUGCGCCGCGCGCCCAUGUCGCUGAUGCAGGAGUACAGCCACAAGCGGCAGCUUGCCCUGUCCGACGUCACCAUCUCCCACAACACUAUUGGCGUCGUCAUGGAGGGCACCCUGGACACGGCCAAACUCGACGCCGCCGUCACCGCCGCCAUCCAGAGGCACGACAUCUUCCGCACGGCGUUCAAGACCGUCGACGGCGAGAGCAGCCCGCUGCUCAACGUCCUCGCCACCCCCAGCUGGGGCCUGCGCACCGAGGCCGUCGCCUCCCGCGCCGAAGCGGAGGCCGCGUUGGCCGCUUUGCAAAACGAGCCAUAUGACCUGACAGCCGGUGAGACUUUCAAGAUUGUCCUGUUCACCUGGUCGCCGACGUCGCAUUUGUUGGUUUUUGCCUACCACCGUUUGGCAGGCGAUGGUUCCACUACCGAGAAUUUGGUCGCGGAAUUGGCGCAGCUUUAUUCGGGUGCUACUUUGCCACCCGCGCCGCAGUACACCGAUUUUGCCAUCAAGCAGCGAAAGUCGUUUGUUUCUGGUGGUAUGAACGCCGACGUCGCUUAUUGGAAGGCAUUAUACACGCCGGUCCCUUCGCCGCUGGCGUUGCUUCCUCUGCCGGGUGUCAAACAAGACCGUUCCCCGGUGGCCUGGGACCAAUACACGGCGAUAACCCGUCUUUCGCCCGUAAUGGCAUACCGAAUCAAGGAGCGCACCAAGAAACUACGCACCACACCCAUGAACUUCUACCUGGCAGCCUACACCACCCUCCUCUCCGAACUCAGCGGCCAGGACGCCGUAUCGAUCGGUCUGGCCGACACCAACCGCUCGUCGGUGGCGGACCUGUCGACCAUGGGGUACUUUGCCAACCUGCUCCCGCUGCGCCUGAGCCCAUCCGCGGCGUUCAGCGGCACCGUCGAGGCCACCAAGGAGUCGGUCCGACAGGCCAUGGCACACUCUGUAGUGCCGCACGACCUGCUGACUGCGGAGCUCGGCCUGGCCGUGCCGCCCGCCGAGAUGACCUGCGCGCCCCUGUUCCAGGCCGUGUUUGACUACCGCCAGGGCGCGGCCGAAUCUGGCGUCAUCGGCGGUGCCAGCAUCACCGAGGUCAUCGCCAGUCGCGAGAGGACGCCGUACGACGUCGUGCUGGAGAUGAGUGACGACCCAACCAAGGAGCCGCUCAUCACUGUCAAGUUGCAAAAGUCCAUCUACCAGGAGGGAGAUGCCGAGGUGCUCAUGGAGCGCUAUGUUGAGGCUUUGAAAGCGUUCAGUCAGUAA